AUGGUUUCAAAGAUCUUGUCUAAGUGGGGUAUUGACCAAAAAUUGUGUUGUGCUCAUGUUCUCAAUCUCAUUGCACAAGAUGGACUAAAGCACAUAGACGAGUCUGUGACAUUGAUUCGAUCUAGUAUAGCCUAUGUGAAAGGAUCACAAGCAAGGAAAGUGAAAUUCUUGGAUAUUUGUAAGCAAUUGUCAUCACCAAGUAGUAAGAGGUUGCAUGAAAAUGUCACCACAAGGUGGAACUCAAUUUAUAUCAUGCUUGAUUCUGCUUUAUUUUAUCGGAAAGUAUUUGCGAACCUUGGACUAGUGGAGGACAGUUAUAAAACUUGUCCAAGUUCUGAUCAAUGGUUAAAGAUUGAGAAAUUGAUGGGUUUUUUGCAUCCCUUCUAUGAAAUCACUGUUUUGCUUUCAGGUUCCAUGUAUCCUACAGCAAAUUUGUAUUUUGAAAAUAUUUGGGAGAUUCACAAAAGUUUGUUAGAAGAGGUAUCACAUGGGCUUAGAUUUAUGAGGCCAAUGGCAGUUGAAAUGAAAAAAAAAUUUGACAAAUAUUGGAGGAACUAUAGUCCAAUUUUGGCCAUUGCCUUGGUGUUCGAUCCUCGUUACAAGCUUAGUUUUGUGAAUUGGGCGUUUGCUAAACUUGCUCCCUUAGACCCAAAUGGAAUUGAUAUGGGCAACAAUGUGAAAUCUGAUUUGUAUCAACUUUUUAAUGAGUACAAGAGUAUGCAAGCAAGUGAUUAUGAGAUUCCAGAAUUUAUGCAAUCCGUGAUUGAUGAGGUAGAUAACGGAACUAAAUCUCAGCUAGAUGUGUAUCUAAAUGAACUGAAGAUCCCAUUCAGUGAUGGUGAUGAUGAGUAUGAUGUGUUGGCCUUUUGGAAGGCGAAUGGGUCAAGGUAUCCAGGCGUGGCUCGGAUGGCUCGUUAUGUCUUGGCUAUACCAGUUUCAACGGUUGCAUCUGAGUCAGCUUUUAGCACUGGGGGUCUUGUUAUUGACAAAUAUCGGAGCAAACUACUACCUACCAACGCUGAAGCACUGUUGCUAAAUUAG
Messenger RNA from Telopea speciosissima, 1041 nucleotides. Its product is annotated as zinc finger BED domain-containing protein RICESLEEPER 2-like. NCBI's taxonomy places the organism in Eukaryota, Viridiplantae, Streptophyta, Magnoliopsida, Proteales, Proteaceae. Gene Ontology annotation, molecular function: DNA binding; protein dimerization activity. The record is from RefSeq and is a predicted model, not a curated record. The transcript is spliced from 4 exons. Bases 1 to 1041 code for a protein of 346 amino acids.